UGACAUAUUUGUAAAUGUUGCUGGUAUCUGAUGCUUUGUUACUUCCAACUGCAGCUGUUUCUAUUGAAGCGAGGAGGGGAAGAGAUAUACGUAGGCCCGUUGGGGCGACAUUCUUGUCAUCUGAUCGAUUACUUUGAGCAAAUCGAAGGAGUGAGCAAGAUACAAGACGGCUAUAAUCCUGCAACAUGGAUGCUGGAAGUAACAACACAAUCACAAGAAGAAAUAUUGGGGGUUCGUUUCAGCGAGGUGUACAAGAAUUCGGAAUUGCAUCAGAGAAACAAAGCUUUGAUCAAGGAACUGAGCAUACCUCCUCCUGGCUCUAGCGAUCUUCACUUCCCAACUCAGUACUCUCGACCAUUCCUCACACAAUGCUUGGCAUGCCUGUGGAAACAACGACUGUCGUAUUGGAGGAAUCCUCCAUAUACUGUCGUAUUGGAGGAAUCCUCCAUAUACACUGGAGGAGAAUACCUCUUGGACAAGGUGUGUUGCAGGUUGCUGAGAACCACAAACACAAAAGAUGAGUACUUUAAAGCACCAGAGGAGCCCAUCAAUUUCUUGGACCAUACAAAUUAGGCCAUAUGACUUGGGAGCAGUAAACUUUCCAAAAUUUAGCUCUUGGAUCAAUUGUUUUGAAACUAUUGUAGUUUUUUUUUUUUUUUUACCUUGUGUAACUUCUGAAUUUCUGUAAUCAGAAUGCCCCUCUCAAUGCUCAAGGAGAUGCUCGAAUACCCAAUACCACAAGCCAUGCAUGUUCUUCUGCCAGAAAUGCUGCAUGAAGUGCCUCUGCGUGCCCCCAG
Phoenix dactylifera (date palm) is the source of this 797-nucleotide messenger RNA. Lineage: Eukaryota; Viridiplantae; Streptophyta; Magnoliopsida; Arecales; Arecaceae. The record is from RefSeq and is a predicted model, not a curated record.